AUGUCCGCUGACUUCUGGUCCGGCUACGUCUCGGGAGCCAUUGGGAUCCUCGUCGGCAAUCCCUUGGACAUCAUCAAGACGAAGCUGCAAUCCGGUUCCGCAAAAUCUGCUCCAGAAGGUCCAAUCACCAGAAGUGGUACCGAUCCUAGAGCAAGUCCCAGCGCGAGCCUGAGCGAGAAUUCACCACCAUCUCCCGUUGCCCAGCACAAACCCACCCAACGUUGGGCCUCCUUCGCCCGCGGAGCAGCAGCCCCCAUCCUAGGCUACGGAGCCUUGAACGCGCUACUAUUUGUCUCCUACAACCGCAGUCUUGCCCUCCUCAGCACCGGCAAUCUCAAUGAACCCCCAGAGACCCCUUCAGCCUGGAGCAUCUGGACGGCAGGAGCCCUAGGCGGCCUCGCGACCUUUUUCGUCUCCGCCCCAACAGAGCUGAUCAAAUGCCGUGCUCAAGUGUCCAACCCACCACGCUCCUCCCUGCAGAUCGCCCGAGAGCUCUGGAAAGCAGCGGGUUUGCGAGGGCUGUACAUGGGCGGUGCUGUGACGAGCAUCAGAGAUGCCGUCGGGUAUGGGUUCUAG
Molecule: messenger RNA, 576 nt
Organism: Lecanosticta acicola
Lineage: Eukaryota; Fungi; Ascomycota; Dothideomycetes; Mycosphaerellales; Mycosphaerellaceae
Source: the annotation of a GenBank genome assembly